Pterocles gutturalis (yellow-throated sandgrouse) is the source of this 636-nucleotide messenger RNA. It is a transcript of the gene MGARP, whose product is annotated as mitochondria-localized glutamic acid-rich protein. The record is from RefSeq and is a predicted model, not a curated record. NCBI's taxonomy places the organism in Eukaryota, Metazoa, Chordata, Aves, Pterocliformes, Pteroclidae. The coding region runs from base 1 to 636 and encodes 211 amino acids. The transcript is spliced from 4 exons. Gene Ontology annotation, cellular component: mitochondrion; mitochondrial outer membrane. Gene Ontology annotation, biological process: anterograde axonal transport.
AUGUCAUCUGGGAGUGUUCCUGGCUCUUCUGGAGAGAACAUGAUUUACUAUCUCCUUGCUGGUGUUGCUGCUUUUGGUGGUUUAUUUUAUGCCUACAGAGUAGUCAGCUCAUCCCGCAGCAACUAUAUUGAACAUGUGCAUAUUCUUCAUGAGAGAGCUGAGAGGCGGAAAAGCAGGGGUGAUGAAGAAGACACAGCUGAAGUCACUGAAGCAGAGACAGCCACGGAAGAGGCUGGUGCAGUAGCUGCUGCUGGACCUGCAGCACAGGAUGAGAGUCCUGGGGUACCCCCAGAGACUGGAGGGGAGGACUUACCGGCUCCAGAGGCAUCCCCUGCUGUGGAGGAAGCACAGCAGGAACCUGCUGCUAAUUUGGAAGUUGCUGCUAAUUCAGAAGCUGCUGCAGUGCAAGAAACUGUGAGUGAAGUCUCGGAUGUUGCAGCUUCUUCUGCCCACGAGGAAAACUCGGACAGUGUCAAGGAAGGAGCAGCCUCAGCAGCUCAAGAGAUUUCUGACACAUCCUCAAGGAGCCAGGACGCUGAUGCUGAGGAGUCGGGGCAGUCAGAAGGUGCAGGAGUACAGCUGGGGCUGAAACGUUUGGUCUCUGAAAAACCCCAAUGGCUGUUUGCACUGAACUAG